This is a messenger RNA of Drosophila sulfurigaster albostrigata, 2813 nucleotides long. It is a transcript of the gene TBC1D16, whose product is annotated as TBC1 domain family member 16. The coding region runs from base 472 to 2649 and encodes 725 amino acids. Gene Ontology annotation, biological process: activation of GTPase activity. Gene Ontology annotation, cellular component: early endosome. Gene Ontology annotation, molecular function: GTPase activator activity. NCBI's taxonomy places the organism in Eukaryota, Metazoa, Arthropoda, Insecta, Diptera, Drosophilidae. The transcript is spliced from 4 exons. The record is from RefSeq and is a predicted model, not a curated record.
AAAUUCGAGGCGGAACCGGAACAAUUAGUUUUGAUCUUUGUAUGCAAAAUCAAGGACAUCGAUACGCUUGAGAUGCACAAAAUCAAGGACAAUCGAUGCUUUUGGUAAUUAUGGUAAUUCAUUCGUCAAUCGCGAGGUAAUAGUGAUGUUUGUGUAUGCGAUUGUAUAAUUCUUAACGGUCGAUAAAUGCAGCACUGAUUUAUAAUUGAAUCGAUAUCAGCUCUGGCGGUCACGCAGUUGGUAUCGUGGUCCUUCUUUAACUUUGCAUCUAACGUUCACUCAAAGGUACUAUCUUAUGUGAGAAUGUUUGCCCGUCAAAAAGAAUAAAAAUAAAAUUUCCAAGACGCAGAAUCUACCCAGUUAAAUACCCUGCCCACAUUUCUGCACGUAUCGGAAUAAAUAAAUUUUAAAUCAAAAGUACACAUUCCAGACAGAAGGUAUAACUAGAUAAGAAGCAUUAAUCAAACGAAAAUGCCUAUUGGAAACAUUAUUAAGAAAGCAUCAAACUUUAUUCUGGGUGAAGAGAGGUCAAAUGAAAAAAUCGAUAUCGCUUACGAAGACAAUGAAAUUCUUUUUUGCAAGAACAAUGUGUGCAUUCAUCCGCCAACUGUGGCGCGUCAGGAAUCGGAUAUUCUGCACUAUCCAGGCUACUUGACCUGUACCACGAAAACUUUCAUAGAUCAGUACAACAGCGCCAAGAGACCAACGCUCCUAUUAACUUGGAUUCCGAACUCUUCGCUCUGCAAAUGCAAUUCGACGGGCAGCGAGAAUGGGGAACAUACGAUUGGCUAUCGUAACCACGAGAUAAUGCCUUCGAAUGGACACUUUACACCGAGUAUAUCGCAGGUAGCGGUGUCAGUGCCCAAAAUAACGGAUACGGAUGCGGAGCAAGAGCUAGGCACGCGAGUGGAAGAGGAAAACGCUGCCGAGAUGCAAGAGUUAAAGAACGAACUGCAGCCCUUGCUGGGCGGACAGACGGCAUCGAUUGGUGACCUAACGGCGCUGCUUAAGAAGCAUCCGAUUACGUCGGUGAAUAUAACUAUAUCGAAUCCACAGAUUGAGAACAGCAACAUCUCGCAGUCAUAUAAUUGCAUCAUUUCCUCGCCCGACGAAAUCACCGAUGUCAACAAUGUUGUUGCAGAUGGUCGCGCUGAUCAUACGCCGCAUCAACUUAACUCAGAUGGCUCGGUAUCCGAUGACAACAACCCUAACUGGAUGACGCCGGAACUUUUGGCCUUUAAACACAAUCUGGUUUUCCCCGAGAGCGCCAACGCAACGCCAACAGUGCGCCGUAGAGCUUUAAUUCGGGGACGUCGUUUCUCCGUUGACCUUAGUCAGAUGCGCUCGUUGCGCCUAUUCUUUAACGAUGAUAAGUGCACAUCGGGACAACUGGUGAUUGCGUCGAGGGAAUCACAAUACAAGAUUCUUCAUUUUCAUUAUGGUGGCUUGGACCAUUUGGCACAGGUAUUGCACCAGUGGCAUUGUUUCCUACACAAUAUCACUCUCUCGCCGGGUCAAGAGAAGAUGAAUUUACCGUAUCGACACUUUAUGGUUUGUCGCCCUGAAGUCAAACAAUCGGAAAUGCAUCCCGAUGAGGGCAAUGUGAAGAGAAUUACCACCAAUUUUUUUUACGGCACGUUGUUAAACGAAAAGGGUCAAAUCGAUGAUGACUUGUUACUGCGGAAGUGUGUCUUCUUUGGCGGCCUGGAGAAGAGUUUGCGGAAAACAGUUUGGCCCUUCAUUUUGAAGUGCUACUCAUUCUCAUCGACCUUUGAAGACCGAGCCGUGCUCAUGGACAUUAAACGGCAGGAAUACGAUGAAAUCACACGCAAGCGUCUGUAUUCCAUGUCACCGGAGCAGCAGGCACAAUUUUGGCGAACCGUACAGUGUGUUGUCGAAAAAGACGUGGUCCGCACCGAUCGUACAAAUCCUUUUUUCUGUGGCGACGACAAUCCCAAUACCGAAAUGAUGAAGAACAUUCUGCUCAACUUUGCCAUCUACAACCCGAGUAUCUCCUACUCACAGGGCAUGAGUGACCUCUUGGCACCCGUGUUGUGCGAGGUGCAAAACGAAUCGGAAACAUUCUGGUGCUUUGUGGGUCUAAUGCAACGAGCAUUCUUUGUUUGUACUCCAACGGAUAACGAUGUCGACCAUAAUCUCAGCUACCUUCGCGAAUUGAUAAGACUAAUGCUGCCGCGUUUCUACGAACAUUUGCAACGACACAACGAGGCAAUGGAGCUGCUGUUUUGCCAUCGAUGGCUAUUGUUAUGCUUUAAGCGGGAAUUCACCGAGGCCGUGGUCAUACGAAUGUGGGAGGCUUGCUGGUCAAACUAUCUCACAGACUACUUUCAUUUGUUCCUAUGCCUGGCCAUCAUCGCUGUGUAUGCCGAUGAUGUCAUUGCUCAGAAUUUACGUGCUGACGAGAUGCUGUUACAUUUUAGCUCGUUAGCUAUGUAUAUGGAUGGCCAAUUGAUACUGCGUAAGGCUCGAGGAUUGCUGUAUCAGUAUCGACAGCUCCCAAAGAUUCCAUGCACAUUAAGCGGCUUAUGUAAACGAUGUGGACCUGGCAUGUGGGACUCUGAGCAUCGACCUGCGCUUGAGUGCGUCGGUCACACAGAUAACGAGAAGUGCUCCUUGCGUAUUGAUUAAUUUAUGUGGCUUCAAGUUAAUCUUAUAUAGUGCAUACAUACAUAUAUAUAUAUAUAUAUAAUAUACUAUUGCAAUUAUGUGUUAAUGGCGAUUGAUAAAUGCUUUUGAUCGAGUGCUUUUAAAUAUACAUACCUACAUACUACAAUAUACCUAUGCCUAAUAAA